UAGGCGCAGAUGACGUCAGGGCUAUCAAAAUGGCGGCCAAGAAGAGGAAACGCAAGCUCUGACCUCCCCUUCUUUCUAUUUCGCGAAUUAUUUCGUUCUAAUCCCAAUAAUAAUGACAAUCGUCGUAGCCGAAGUAUCCCCUCUGUCUCGGCUUGGAAUACAGUAAAGAAAUGGGCUCACAAACGCUCGAAAUCCUACGACAAGGAGUCUGGGCAUCACUAACUGGAGGCUGGUUCUUCGAUCCACAUCAGGAAAUAUUUACCAACACGUUCCAUUUCUACUUAUGGAUCAUUUUACUCUGCCUGCCGUUCUCUCUGUACCUGGGAGCUCCCCCUUCCAAUUUAGUAUGGGCGUUGUAUGCCGUGUUUGUUGGCAUUCUUUUCUCUGUGGUAAAAUUUCUGAACUAUCGUCUACACCUGAUGUUUGAUGGUGAAGAAUUCCACUCAGAGGAAGACCAACCAGAAGACAUUGAAAGUGUUCAUGGUGUGAGACGCACGGACAGUAAGAUUGAGCAACCUCUAGCACAUGACAGCAAUAGCUCGCAUGUCGACCAUGAGGGGGAAGCCAUUGAAAUGGAGUAGUUCCGAUUCUGAGAACAGCUUGAGAUUAAGCCCAAGUGGGAAGUUGCCUCUACAGCCAACAAGCACUGACAAUGAUGUUGAUGGAGUAGAUUAUCAGCUAUCAUGCAAGGAGGGCGAGACUCCGUUUGAGAGUAUGGCGAGUAUUGGUACAGACCAGUCACAAGAUCUGCUACAGACCUCCACUGACAUGAACACAGAGAGCAAGGGUGACCUUUCAGACAUCAGUGACUUCUCCUCUCUACCAUUACCAAACAUGGAGAGCCCUAUUCUGGCGGCCCGGUCAGCACCUGGACUGUCUGUCGCUGAUAGCUGGAAACACGACGUGGUGUCGCCCAAGAGUGAAGGAUCUGCCAUGAGUAUAACCAGCAAUCAGUGUACAACUCUAGAGGCGGUCGCAGCAGCCCUGGAAAACUUUGACCAUGCCAGGAAGACGCGAACCCAAGAUGUGGGGUGUGGCACCAGCGAGGAUGCAGCCAUCUCUAGGCAAGAGAGUUCCAAGUCGAAUGAAGGUUCAAUCUUUCGUCAGAACUCUGAGGUGGAGUGUUUAAACCUUUCCAGGAACAAUUCCACCAUGGGUUCAUCUCACUCAAGACCCAGGUCUGCGUCGGAUAUAGCGCAGGCGUCCAUGCAAGCUGAGGCAGAGACUGAAGAUGCAGACAAUGAGUCAGGGCAUGGAAGUCCCUCAGGAAUGGAAUCUUUAUCCCUGCAUGACAGCUUUCGGGUACAUAACCCUUCCACCAGCUCACAACCUGAGUCCUUAGACAGCACAAGUGUCAACAUCAUGGUCUGCAACAAAGACACUGCAUCCAUAGCCACCCAGACAGGUAGUAUUGGCGAGAGCUCUGACUUGAUACUCGCUCAGAGGUCCUCUGCACUUGCACGGACACGACGCGGGAUUCAUAGGCGCUCAGUACGACGGCGUCAGCGGACUGGUUCUGGCGCACCUGUGACAGGGGUGUUGCUUCACGCCAUGGAGACGGCACCACAGUCGGCACAUGUUGCUGCUUCGCAUGACGACACAACGCCAGGCGCGCUUCACUGCUUUCAGGAUGAGUUUGGUGAAUGGCAGACGUACAUGUUCAACGAAAACUACUCCUCGUCACCUCCUACUACCCAGGGUCCCUCGACCUCGACAAGCCGCCUCAUCUAUAACCGGAGUAACGAGCCCAGACCUAACUGGGAGACGAGCAGUUCAUCGUCUAAUGUCGUGGUGGAGCGUUCCCUGAUGGGCUAUGAGUUUCUGGAUAUCCCAUCCAGCGACAUCAGACCUCACUCCCACUGGCAUGAGAAUGUGUCAUCAGAAGCGCUGCCCAACGUGCGCCCCUCAUCGGUCACGCCCCUGGAGAAGUUCUCGGUGCCGCAUUACUUCAAGUUCCAGAUCAUCCCAAACAAGUACAUCAAAAUAAAGUUUGACCGGCUGUCUCUGCUCGCUCUGAUGGACAGGAAUAAAUACAUAUUCGAGGCGCUAGUAUCUGUGCUGCUUGCUGUGCUGGUGGCUGUUCUCGGGUACUGGCUGCUCGUCAAAGACUUUUUCCAAGACUUCUGGAUUUUUCUGUUUUGCUUUAUCGUGGCCAGCUGCCAGUUUUCACUUCUGAAGAGCGUUCAACCAGACGCCGCGUCUCCAACGCAUGGUCAUAACCACAUCGUAGUGUUCAGCCGACCGGUGUACUUCUGUGUACUGUCUGUGGUGAUUCUUAUCCUGGACCAGGCGUCCCGUCACCCCAUCAAGUGCCUCUCGCUGUACGGGUUACCACUCUGCACCAACUUCAUCAUGACCUACACUAGGGACUUCCUGAUAGGUUUUAUUCUGGGUUUCCCGGUGAUUUUUCUUUUCGGGCUUCUCCCUCAAGUAAACACCUUCGCUAUGUACAUCCUAGAGCAGCUUGACAUGCACGUGUUCGGCGGAAAUGCUAUGACUAAUCUGAAGGGUGCCGUCGUGAGUUUCCUGCGGAGUAUCAUAGCUACGGCUCUGCUCUAUGGCUUCUGUUACCUCGCCCUUACGAGUAAGCAAGGCUCGCAGCACGUGCUGUUCUCGGUGUUCAGCGGUCUUCUUGUGGCCGUGUCAUACCACCUCAGCCGAACCGCCACGGAUCCCACUGUCUUCGCAUCACUGUUCACCUCGUCGUGCACAAAAGACAAGAACUCAUACACGCCGGAGGCGGACUUUGUCGAUCCUUUGCCUGAAAAGCUGAAGAAGACAGUGGUAAAGCGCCUCCAGAAUGACCUCGUCUGCUGCAGCUUUAUCGUGGUGUUUGUGUUUGCCAUCCAUGUCAGCACUGUGUUCACCACAUUACAGCCCUAUGUAAGCUAUGCGCUCUAUGGUCUCGCUGGGUUUGUGGGCUUCAUCAAUCACUACCUAUGGCCCCAAAUGCGGAAGCCGCUGCCCUGGCUCUGUUUCGCAAACCCUUUCUUCAGGAGUCGUGAAUAUAACCAGUUUGAAGUUAGAGAUGCGGCAAAGAUUAUGCGCUUUGAGAAAGCACAGGUGUGGCUGAGCUGCUUUGAGCGCAACAUCGUGUACCCAGCCGUGUUCAUGAGCGCACUCACCCGAUACGCCAUGCCCCUGGUAGACAAGUUUGGCGUACUUGUGGCACCUCUAUUGGUGUGUAUAAUUGGGCUCAAGCUGAUCCGGACCGCGUUUUCGGACCCCUCUCGCCAGCAUGUUGUGCUUGUUUGGACGCUGCUGUUCUUCAACUUCGACUACGGCGCCAGCUCUGAGACUUUUCUCAUUGACUACUUUUUUAUGUCGAUUGUCAUCACCAAGGUUGUCGAGCUAAUUCUCAAGAUUCGUUUCAUCAUCACGUACAUCGCACCGUGGCAGAUCACAUGGGGAUCCGCCUUUCAUGCCUUCGCUCAACCAUUUAGCGUCCCUCAUUCCGCCAUGUUGUUUUUCCAAGCUAUUGUGUCAUCGUUCUUCUCUGCGCCGUUAAAUCCCCUUUUAGGCAGCGCCAUUUUCAUCACGUCCUACGUCCGCCCCGUCAAGUUUUGGGAAAAGGACUACAACACAAGUCGUGUGGAUCACUCAAAUACUAGGCUGUCAUCACAACUGGACAGAAAUCCAGGCUCAGAUGACAAUAAUUUGAACUCGAUCUUCUACGAGCACCUGACACGCUCCUUGCAGCACUCCCUGUGCGGGGACCUGAUGUUGGGCCGGUGGGGACCCGUCACCACUGGCGACUGUUUCGUACUCGCCUCCGAUAACUUGAACGCCCUCGUGCAUAUCAUCGAGGUCGGCAACGGACUUGUCACCUUUCAGCUACGAGGACUAGAGUUCAGGGGCACCUACUGCCAGCAGCGAGAGGUUGAAGCCAUCACUGAGGGUGUAGAAGACGACAAUGGUUGCUGUUGUUGUGAGCCUGGCCACAUCCCCAACAUGUUGUCCCUGAACAUGGCGUUCGGUCAGCGCUGGCUGGCGUGGCAGACCACUUCCACCAAGUACGUGAUUGAGGGUUACAGCAUCAGCGAUAACAGCGCCGCUUCCAUGCUACAGGUCUUUGACCUCAGAAAGAUCCUAGUCACAUACUACGUUAAGUCGGUGAUAUUCUAUGCCGUGCGUUCACCCAAGCUGGAAUCUUGGCUGUCAAAUGACGUGAUUAUUGAGCAACUGGUGCAUAUGCAUGACCCGGGCUAUGUGGACGUGGACCCAUGUCUCUAUCACAACAUCGACGAGGACUAUGACCUGCACUUGGGCGGGAUCUCUCGAUCGAGCUUCAUGGGCUGCUACCUGGGCUGGAUCCAGCACUGCGUGUCUAGACGCUCAGAGCCCGUAGACUGCAGUCGCGACUCUAUGUUGGUCACCCUGUGUUUUUCGCUUUGUCUGCUUGCCCGGCGGGCCCUGGGCACAGCUUCGCAUCAUCAAACAGCCAGCCUGGAGUCGUUUCUGUAUGGCCUUCACGCACUAUUCAAGGGCGAUUUCCGCAUUACGUCACAGAAGGACGAGUGGGUGUUUGCUGAUGUGGAUUUUCUAAGAAAAGUUGUUGCUCCCGGAGUGCGCAUGUCUCUGAAAUUGCAUCAGGAUCAUUUCUCCUCCAUGGACGACUAUGACGACCACGCAGCCAUGUACGACGCCAUCGUCAACCACGAGAACAACAUGGUCAUCUCACACGAGGGGGACCCAGCAUGGCGGCAGGCCGUCCUAGCUAACACCCCCUCCCUACUAGCGCUCAGGCACGUGUUUGACGAUGGUGCUGAUGAGUACAAGAUAAUAAUGCUGAACAAGCGCUACCUCAGCUUCAGGGUGAUCAAGGUAAACCGUGAGUGUGUGCGCGGCCUUUGGGCGGGGCAACUUCAGGAGCUCAUCUUCCUGCGGAACCGUAAUCCUGAACGUGGCUCAAUACAAAACGCCAAGCAAGCGCUGCGGAACAUCAUCAACUCGUCAUGUGACCAGCCCAUAGGCUACCCUAUCUACGUGUCCCCACUCAGCACUUCUUACGCGGACAGCAACCCACAGCUAACCAGCAUCGUGGGAGGACCCCUCAGCUUCAACGGCAUCGGUGGCUUUACACGCAAACUCUGGACUCGUCUGCGCCUGCGAUGCGGGGCGACAUGUCACAGCGGUGGCGAACCAUCGGACGACAUCGCUCCAGACCUCUCUACCGGGUCCACAGCGUACCCAGAACGUUACAGUUUUCGCGCGGAUGGCUCUAUUCGUUCCAGCUCAUACAGGUCUAGUUUUUCUAGAGGGCCUCGGUCCUCGCUUGCGACAGGCCCGAUUGGGAUACGGACGAGCCUUCGGGCGACAACGGGGACGCACAUUUCGAAGCGUCCAAGCGCCACCGCCAGCCUACCCCAGCCCCACAGCGCUAGUGUGACCACACCCACGUUGACUAUAGGAAGUCUACCGGAGGAGCCUCACGGCAGACUCGUACAGCUCAUAGACACAGGGCAAGUAUACGAUAGCAUCAACCUCUGCCGACCUAUCGACGUGCAGUGGCCAUCGGAACAGAUGCGCAUAAAAGGUGGAGAGAAAUUCUGGAAGGACUGGCAUCCCGAGGAGGGGAUGGUAGGGGUAGUCGUACACCGAUGGCUACCUAACCACCCUGACCCCGCGCGCAGAAGUCACGUGAACAGAACUAUAUUGCUUGUCAAGAUCGAGGAUCAUUACGUACCUGUAGCAGAGUCAGGUGUGAGUGAUGUCUCGUGCGAGGUCUAAACAGAUCGAUGAUCACUCCGGUGGUCGAGUCAGGUGUGAGUGAUGUCUCGUACGAGGUCUAAACAGGUCGAUAAUCACUCGGUGGCCGAGUCAGGGAUGUCUGCACAGAUGGACGAUCACUCGGUCGUUAAGUCGGUAGUUUUCCGUGCGAGGUCUAAAGAGAUCAAUAAUCAUUCGGUUGCAAAGUUAGGGCUGUCUGCACAGAUUGAUGAUCGUAGAAAUCGGUGGUCAGUAAUUCUCGUGCAACUUUUAAACAUAUCGAUAAUCAUUCGGUGGAAAAAUUGGAUGUAACUGCCUAAUGUACUACGGGUAUUAUGUAAAUUGAUUAAAUAUUGGCGCAAAGAAAUGUGUUGGCGCAAAGAAAUAUUGAAUUGACAUGCAUAACGAGAAGCCAAUAUAAUUGAGUGGCUUGUCUCUGCAAGCUACAUGAGUUCUAUCAACCGUUGAGUAUCAAAUUUAUAAGGCUUGGAGCUGGUCUCUGGCCGAUUAAUCAAGCAAACAUUUCCCUUGAAUAAAAACUGUUUCUACUCCUAAGAGAGCUGUUUUCAUUUCAGUCUUCUGCUUUUUGUGUUGAUUGCACUAGCUAAAAAAUCGUAUCGAAAAGUCUCAGUGGAGAAAAAACUUGGCAUUGAAUAGUAGAUUCCUGGGGCAAGUUGUAUUUACUUGUGGUUUGUCUGUUGAAAGCGUAGAAAUGUUAGACAAUAAAAAAUAAUAAAGAAUUUGCAAUGUG
Nematostella vectensis (starlet sea anemone) is the source of this 6460-nucleotide messenger RNA. Its product is annotated as pecanex-like protein 1. Gene Ontology annotation, cellular component: membrane. The record is from RefSeq and is a predicted model, not a curated record. NCBI's taxonomy places the organism in Eukaryota, Metazoa, Cnidaria, Anthozoa, Actiniaria, Edwardsiidae.